Molecule: messenger RNA, 1033 nt
Organism: Anolis sagrei ordinatus
Lineage: Eukaryota; Metazoa; Chordata; Lepidosauria; Squamata; Anolidae
Source: RefSeq, a predicted model, not a curated record
UUGACUGGAACUGUUUUUCUAUACGUUCUAAGUCUAUGGCCGAAGGAAAGGCCGGCCACUGUGAGGAGGAGGAGGAAGAAUAAGAAGGGCACUUCCGGGGCUUCCGUGGCAGCCACCAUUAGGCCUUCCUCGGUUAAUGGAACUAAGAGGCUGUGAGGCGGGAUAAAAGGGGGUCGGGGCAAGGCAAGCCGGCCCCUCAGUUCCUUUGCGGUGUGGGCGCUUUGAGGCCAACGCUUCCCAACCUUCUGGGCCUGCCAAGCGCUUUGGACUUUGACUCCCAGAAGCCCCGGCCUACUCUCAGGAAUUCUGGGAGCUGGAGUCCAAAGCCCUUGGGCCCAAAGGGUGGGAAGCCCUCGCUUAGGCCACGAACCCCUUCAGACUCCUGUCAAAACCAGCUCCACCCCUUUCCCUUUUCAGGAUAAUCCGGCUCCGGCAUGGCUGCUUCCGAGGAGCUCAAGUUCCACGAAUUCGACGAGGCUAUGGAUUUGCUAUCGGUGAAUGCCAAUGCCACCACUUCUAGUGUUGGUGAAAAGCAGAGCCACACAACUCUGGAUAUGUCUUCCAGCUAUAAUGAAGAGCCUGAGCCUGAGGAAGAGGAUGAUAAAACUGAGCUACUGAGUUUCCAGAAGAAACAGUCCAGUUUCUGGACCUUUGAAUAUUACCAAGCAUUCUUUGAUGUUGACACAUAUCAGGUGCUGGACAGGAUAAAGGGGUCAGUUCUUCCAGUGCCGGGGAAGAACUUUAUAUGGCAUCGCUUGCGGCAUAACCCUGACCUCUAUGGACCCUUCUGGAUCUGUGCCACCUUGGUCUUCACACUGGCAAUCAGUGGCAAUUUAUCUAACUUCCUGGAGAAAAUGGGCAGUCCUUCCUUCCACUACAGCCCCCAGUUCCACAAAGGUGAGGGUUUUGACAUUGAAACAGUUUGUACAUAGUCUUUAAUUUAAUGUCAAGUUUAGCUUCUUUAAUAUUGGCUGUUGUAGGCACAACAGGCAGGGCAUUCACUUGCAAAAGAAGGCUCCAUUUUGUUACCAAA